AUGGAGAUCCAGGACAGAGCAGAGCUCUGUUUUCCUCAGUUCCUCAACACCUCCUGCAGGAAGCCAACAUCUCACCGGUUUGAUGCUGUACUUCUGAUCGUUGUGCUGUCGUCCAUAUCUGUGCUCAUUGUUGUUCUCAACCUGCUCGUCAUCAUCUCAGUCUCUCACUUCAGGCAACUCCACACACCCACUAACAUCCUCCUGCUCUCUCUGGCUGUGUCUGACUUUCUUGUGGGCAUCGUGUUGAUGCCAUUAGAAAUCAUAAGACAAACAACCUGCUGGUUUCUUGGUGAUAUAAUGUGUUCUGUGCAUUCUUAUCUGUCCUGCAAUAUUGUAAUUGUUUCAAUCGGAAACAUAGUUCUCAUAUCAACUGAUCGAUACGUGGCUGUUUGUGACCCUCUGCAUUACCCCACUAAAUUUACCAUGACGAGAGUGAAACUGUGUAUUUGUCUGUGUUGGCUUUAUUCUGGUUUCUACAGCGGUGUCAUCAUACUUGAUGAUCUGAUGAACCCAGGUAAGUAUAAUUCCUGCUAUGGAGAAUGUGUGGUUGUCAUCACUUUUAUUGCAGGAAUUGUCGACCUUGUUUUCACAUUUCUUCUUCCAGUUUCUGUCAUCACAGUUCUGUAUGCUGCUAUAUUUGUGGUUGCUGUAUCUCAAGCUCGUGCUAUGCGCUCUCACAUCACAGCUGUGUCACUUCAGGUUUCUGUAAGUUUGACUACAAAGAAAUCUGAGUUGAAAGCAGCCAGGACUCUGGGUGUUCUCAUAAUUGUGUUUCUAAUAUGUUUCUGCCCCUUUUACUGUGUCCUCCUUGUAGGUGACAGCACUCCCUCUGCAUAUUUUGUUGCUUUUGUGUUUCAGUUUAACUCCUGUUUAAACCCACUGAUCUAUGCCCUGUUUUACCCCUGGUUUAGAAAAGCUAUUAAACUUAUCGUCACUCUGCAGAUUCUGCAGCCUGGCUCACGUGAGGCCAACAUACUGUAG
Acanthochromis polyacanthus (spiny chromis) is the source of this 981-nucleotide messenger RNA. Its product is annotated as trace amine-associated receptor 13c-like. Bases 1 to 981 code for a protein of 326 amino acids. The record is from RefSeq and is a predicted model, not a curated record. Gene Ontology annotation, molecular function: trace-amine receptor activity. The transcript has 2 exons. Gene Ontology annotation, cellular component: membrane. Gene Ontology annotation, biological process: G protein-coupled receptor signaling pathway. NCBI's taxonomy places the organism in Eukaryota, Metazoa, Chordata, Actinopteri, Pomacentridae.